Messenger RNA from Dacryopinax primogenitus, 1574 nucleotides. Its product is annotated as HD-domain/PDEase-like protein. The transcript has 7 exons. Gene Ontology annotation, biological process: signal transduction. Lineage: Eukaryota; Fungi; Basidiomycota; Dacrymycetes; Dacrymycetales; Dacrymycetaceae. Bases 45 to 1436 code for a protein of 463 amino acids. Gene Ontology annotation, molecular function: 3',5'-cyclic-nucleotide phosphodiesterase activity. The record is from RefSeq and is a predicted model, not a curated record.
UGCUCUCACUCGACCUCCUGUUCCCGACUAGGAAAUUAUAGGAUAUGGAGGUGUAUAAAUGGGCGCUCGGGGCUCAGGUCCAAACCUUUCCAAUGGUAUCACGAAAGCUUUCCCACAUGGCAGCAGCUCCCGUAGAUGGCUGGAGCUACGGGGGAUGGGGGCAGCCUAUUGCGAACGGGGAAUACGAGUUCCGAACGCUGCUACCGGCGGUCUUUGCUCGCACUGAGUACCCCUUCAUUCGGAGCAUCUCACUUCCGCCCGAACCAGAUCUUGAAACGCGGAGCAGGCUCAUCGACCUCAUGUGCCAGUGGUCGUUCACCUCACUUAACCUUUCUCCGAUUGAAGUCUACCACUGCUCCUGUUUGAUCUUUGAAUCAGUUCUGACCUUGCCAGAACUGAAGAAAUUGAACAUCGUGGACGAUAUCCGCCGCUUUUUGCAUACCUUGCGUUUCCUCUAUCCCACCAAUCCAUACCACAAUUUUGCCCAUGCAGUCGAUGUUUUGCAGGCGGUAUACGCAUUCCUGGAGCCAGAAGUCGUUCCACCACUAGCUAUGAUGAAGCGGGUGGACCCGACGCCACUCUCACCCCAUCCAUUGCCAACACUCCCUUUCGGGUCUCCGUGGAAGCCAGUACCCUUGCUCCUGGGGGACAGCUAUUUCCGCUUACGGCCGCUUGAGAUAUUGGCUUUCCUACUAGCGACCGUGGGCCAUGAUGUGGGACAUCCUGGCCUCACCGCACAGUGUCUCGCCAAUGCUUGUGCCCCGAUCGCCACGCUCGUCUAUCAGUCCCCUCUCGAAUCCUUGCAUUACACCCUUCUUGCCCAGACCCUCCGGACGCAUGGUCUUGGGAUGGUUCUAAGCGACCGUGAUACUGAGGAACUGAUGCGCAAUGUGAUCAUGGCGACUGAUAUGCAGCUCCAUGCGCACCACAUGCGCAGAUUCGCCACGGAGUUAAGCCCAAGCAAGCUUGCAAGCAAUUCACGGGAAGGCUAUUUACAGAGAGUUCUGCUCUGUCAAGCAGUCUUGCACGCGGCGGAUAUUUCCAAUCCCGUGCGGGUCUUUCCGAGCGGUGUGCAAUGGUCAUGUGCCUUGAUAUCUGAAUGGAGCAAUCAAGCUCGAUUCGAGUCUUCACACAAUCUGCCCGCAACACAAGGGGCAUGGCCUUCGGAUAUGAGAACACUCGAGUAUCAACUUAAGCAAGCGAAGGGGCAAGUUCAGUUCCUAGACUUUGCCACGCUACCUCUCUUCCGUGUACUGGAAGGCAUAUUACCAAAAAUGCGCGCUUUCGUCCAGAUCGGUCUUGACAAUAGGGAGGUGUGGGAGAAUCGGGUGGAAAGGUUAUCUAGUCUCCACCACGAUCCACGGGAUCGAGUACCUCGUUCGUUGGUGCCGGGCGAAAGAUUCCCAUACCCGGAUGGUGAUUCGGAUUCAGAUUAAGGGAUAUCAUUACAUAUCAUGGAUUGUGCCUGGCAACCGAGAAUACCACUGUGCUAUCUGGUGGUCGACAACCCUUUCUGGAAUGCUCUCUUCCCUCAUUGAUACCCACUUUCUUCCUUUCCGGAUUUAAUCCUGGAU